This is a messenger RNA of Fulvia fulva, 1893 nucleotides long. RefSeq names its product MFS-type transporter VdtG. NCBI's taxonomy places the organism in Eukaryota, Fungi, Ascomycota, Dothideomycetes, Mycosphaerellales, Mycosphaerellaceae. The coding region runs from base 1 to 1893 and encodes 630 amino acids. Gene Ontology annotation, biological process: transmembrane transport. The record is from RefSeq and is a predicted model, not a curated record. Gene Ontology annotation, molecular function: transmembrane transporter activity. The transcript is spliced from 4 exons.
AUGCCCUACGAUCGUGACCGCCGCUCCCACCCCUUCCAGCUCUCUCUCUCGACCCAAACGCUCGCCAAACUCGAAGGCCUCAUCCGAGCCCGCAGCCACUACUACAACGAACUGCAACUCACGGCCGAACUCGAGAGAGCCAAACAUGAAUCUCAGACCCUAUCACCAACAGACCCGCGACCCAGCUUCGGCUUCGAUUCGAGUGAAGUGAGCACAGUGCGAGCUCCCAGCGUCGCUGUGACGAUUGCUAGUGUUGAUGAAAGGAUUCGGUCCCAUGAUGCGAGUAGCGACAGAACUAUUACGAGGGAUCCCUUCACCACCUCGGACGAAAUCGAAAUCGUGCCAACGAAUUCUCGGCCCACGACAAUCGGCGACCCGGCGCUGUUCGAAAAGCACCCUUCCACCACCAGGAUGCCCGCUUCGAUACCGCCCAUGCCCGAGAAAGGCAGCAGCAGCAGCCCGCCCGGUAGCAUCAGCCCUCCAGGUGCACCGACGCAAUACCCGACUGGCCUACACCUCUACUCCCUGAUCUCCGCCCUCUACCUCGCCGGCUUCCUAUUCGCACUGGACCGCACAAUCCUCGUCAACGCCAUCCCAACCAUAACGGCGCAGUUCGAUUCCAUCUCCGAUAUAGGAUGGUACGGCAGCGCGUAUCUCUUCACGUUCUGCUGCUUUCAACUCUUAUUCGGGAAAAUAUACGCUUUCUACAACGGCAAGUGGGUCUUCAUGACUGCGGUGGCAAUUUUCCUAGUCGGGAGUGCGAUCUGCGGGGCAGCCACUAGUUCGGUCAUGUUGAUUAUAGGAAGAGCGAUAGCAGGUUUAGGGAGCAGUGGGAUUUUCGGCGGGAGUGUGAUUAUCACAUUCUUCUCCGUGCCAUUGCAUCUACGACCGAUUUAUGCAGGGAUCCUGGCGGUGGUGCUUUUGGAUCAAUAUAUCCCCCUCGGGGCGGUGACGCUGGGGAUUGUGUUCUUCACCUUACAAUUGCCGCCUGCGAAGAAGGCGGGGACGCCGUGGAGGGAGCAGGUCUGGCAGAUGGACCCGGUGGGAAAUGCGUGCCUCAUGCCGGCGGUGAUUUGCUUGCUGCUGGCGCUGGAGUGGGGCGGGAGUACUUGUGCCUGGAGUGACGGACCAGUCGUCACUCCCUUGGUCUUGGCAGGAUUGUUGGGCUUGGCUUUUGUUGGAGUGCAAAUUUGGCUGGGAGACAAUGCGACUGUGCCGCCGAAGCUGUUUAAGCAGAGGAGUAUAGCGGCUUCGUUUGUGUAUACGCUGGGAGUGACGGGGUCGAUGAUGACGCUGACUUACUACCUGCCGGUGUGGUUCCAGGCGAUCAAGGCGGCGAGUCCGACUAGAUCGGGAGUUAUGAUGCUGGCGAUGGCUGUGCCUGCUGGUGUUGCUGGAGUGCUUUCUGGGAUUGUUAUUUCGAAGCUUGUUGGGCAGCUUGGGUUGGCUACCAGUUCAUUUGGGGGGUUUGGUGCAGGGCUUGGUAUUCAAUCUGUUGGCCUUGUCGCCCAGACCGUUCUUGCCAGGAUGGAAGCGCCGCAAGGCAUUUCAUUGAACUUCUUCGCCCAGUCCCUAGCGGGAUCCGUCUUCCUGGCCAUAGACCAAACCGUUUUCAUGAACGGUCUACACAGACGACUCGAUGGGAUGCCUGGAAUUGAUGUCGACUCGCUGGAUGCCACUGGCGCAUCCGUGCGGGAUCAGGUAAAUGCGCAGCAACUGCCAAAAGUACUGUCGGCGUAUAAUGGAUCUGUUACUGACACGUUCAUCGUGGCGACUGCUUGCGCGUGCCUGGCGUUCGUAGCGUCGUGCGUGGUGGAGUGGAAGGAUGUUAGAAAGGAAAAGGAUCAAAUCAUUCGCGGUCCACAGACGCCGCCGACUGCUGAGAAGGUUUGA